AUGCGAUUGCUAUGGGGUAUAAAGUUGCCCCUACUCAUAUUCAUUCAACUUUUAUGUCUCAGCAAAUUAUAUGCUGAGGCUUUGUUCACUUUGAAAGGUUCACUUAGCAGAUCACAGCAAUUGGGAUGCAGCAUUGUGAAGUAUCCGUGUCGAAUGCAAUGGCCGUGUCGCCUUAACUGCUAUAAACUAAAAGAUCCAGGUGGAAUAGCAGCAAAGGUGGAUGGAAACAAUGACAUUCCAACACUUACACCUGUUCAAGAAGCUCAAGUUAACAGGCAGGGUGAAAGAAGGGCUGCUGCUGCCACAGUUGGUGGCGUUGCUGCCGCCUUAUUGGUGAUUAUCAUUGUGGUAAUUGUGUAUAUCUGCUUGAUGCGUCUUAAAAGAAUGAUGAGGCAAACAUCUGAGAGUGCUUCUUCUAUGCCAUCUCCCACAGUUGAGAUGGGAAGAAGCAACAACUCGCUGCAAGUAAACGAAUUGUGUCCAUAUUAUGCACACAAUGCAAGGCAGUUAACAAUUUUAGAACUAGAACAAGCUACAAGAUGUUUCAAUCAAAGUAAUAUUGUAGGUGAAGAUAGAUUUGGUUUGGUUUACCAGGGCUUGCUUCAAGAUGGAUCUAUUGUGGCUAUAAAGAGGAGAAUGUCUUCUCUAACGACGAAUUUCAUCCGCGAGGUGAGGAAGAUAUCAUGCAUUCACCAUAUGAAUCUUGUGAAGCUUAUAGGCUACUAUGAAGAUGGCUAUCAACAAUUACUAGUGUAUGAACAUCUCCCUAAUGGCCAUGUAGGGAAUCACCUAUAUGAUAGUGAAGGUUUGCCUAUUGGAAAGUUAGACUUGUGGAGGAGGUUAUCCAUUGCUUUAGGAGCAUCCAAAGGACUGGAACAUCUUCACAGUUUGGAUCCUCCUUUGGUUCACACCAAUUUCAGAACUAGAAAUGUUUUUUUGGAUGGAAGUUACACUGCCAAGGUUUCGGAUUACGGAUUCGGCACAUUGCAAAGAGAAGUUGAUCAGGCUGCAGCCUCAUCUUCAUGCAUAGAUUGCUUUCUUGACCCAGAGUUGAGUUCACCAGAAAACUAUACACAUCAGACUGAUGUAUACAGCUUUGGAGUCUUUUUACUGGAGUUGAUUAGUGGUUGUGAAGUUUAUAACAGAAACAUGUCAACCUUAGAAGAAAACCUAGUAUUCCAGGCAAAGGAUAGUGAUGGGUUGGAGAAGUUGAUUGAUGUAACAUUAGGAGAGCAUGAAAAACAUGGUGCAAGGAGAAUGGUGAGGUUGGCAUUGUUAUGCAUAAGCAAGAGUUAUAGAAGGCCAUCAAUGGGGCAAAUAGUGGAAGAGCUAGAGCGGAUUCAAAGAGAGAUUGCUCCUUUGUAUUCACAAGUCAAUGAGGACAUUGGUGUCGUCACUCUUGGGAGUGAACUUUUCCAAUAA
Molecule: messenger RNA, 1422 nt
Organism: Arachis stenosperma
Lineage: Eukaryota; Viridiplantae; Streptophyta; Magnoliopsida; Fabales; Fabaceae
Product: probable serine/threonine-protein kinase PBL28
Exons: 9
Coding region: 1-1422 (473 amino acids)
Biological process (GO): protein phosphorylation
Molecular function (GO): protein kinase activity; ATP binding
Source: RefSeq, a predicted model, not a curated record